This is a messenger RNA of Lipotes vexillifer (Yangtze River dolphin), 1656 nucleotides long. RefSeq names its product acyl-CoA synthetase bubblegum family member 2 (gene ACSBG2). Lineage: Eukaryota; Metazoa; Chordata; Mammalia; Artiodactyla; Lipotidae. Gene Ontology annotation, molecular function: long-chain fatty acid-CoA ligase activity. The record is from RefSeq and is a predicted model, not a curated record. Gene Ontology annotation, cellular component: membrane; endoplasmic reticulum.
GAAGAGAAGGCUGAGGACCUUAAGGCAGACAAGAGUCAAGAACGAGUUACUCCUGGGCCGUGGACCAUUCACCGAGAUGGAGAAGUCCUUAUGAGGCUUUCAAAACACGGGCCAGGCCAUGAGACCCCCAUGACCAUCCCUGAAUUUUUUCGGGAGUCAGUCAACCGAUUUGGGACUUAUCCAGCCCUCGCAUCAAAGAAGAAUGGAAAGUGGGAAGUUCUGAAUUACAACCAGUACUAUGAGGCUUGUCGGAAAGCUGCAAGAGCCUUACUCAAGCUGGGCUUGGAGCCUUUCCACUCAGUCGGCAUCCUUGGGUUUAACUCCGUCGAGUGGUUCCUUGCGGCUCUUGGCGCCAUCUUCGCGGGGGGCUUCUGUGUUGGUAUUUAUGCCACCAACUCUGCGGAAGCCUGCCAAUAUGUCAUUGCUCACGCCAAAGUGAACAUCCUGCUGGUGGAAAAUGACCUACAGCUGCAGAAAAUCCUUUCGAUUCCAAAGACCAAGAUGGAGACCCUAAAAGCAAUCGUUCAGUACAGGCUGCCAGUGGAGAGCAAAUGUAACAACCUGUACUCUUGGGAUGAUUUCAUGGAGCUUGGCAAUAGCAUCCCCGAGUCCCAGCUGGACCAGAUCAUAAAGAGCCAGAAGGCCAAUCAGUGUGCUGUGAUCAUCUACACUUCUGGGACCAUAGGCUAUCCCAAGGGGGUGAUGCUUAGCCAUGACAACAUCACGUGGACAGCGGGGUCGGUGGCGAGGGACUUCAAUCUGGCUUAUGCUCCUGAGAAGCAGGAGGUGGUGGUCAGCUACCUUCCUCUCAGCCACAUCGCAGCUCAGAUGAUGGAUGUCUGGAUACCCAUGAAGGUCGGGGCUUUCACCUACUUUGCUCAACCAGAUGCACUCAAGGGCACUUUGGUCAACACUCUGCAGGAGGUAAAGCCUACCGCCUUCCUGGUUUUCUUCUCCCUGCCGCCCCCUGGCGGUUCCGGCAGAGUCAUGACUGGGUGUAAGAACAUGCUGUACCAGCAGACCAAGGACGGCGUUGGGGAAAUCUGCCUCUGGGGCCGGCAUGUCUUCAUGGGCUACCUGGAGAGGGAGGGCGCGACCGUGGAGGCCACCGAUGAGGAGGGCUGGCUCCACUCUGGGGACCUCGGCCGCAUGGACAACCAGGGCUUCCUCUCUAUCACAGGCCGCAUCAAAGAAAUUAUCAUCACUGCUGGCGGUGAGAAUGUGGCCCCCAUUCCCAUCGAGAACCUGGUUAAGGAGAAGAUUCCCAUCAUCAGUAACGCCACGUUAGUGGGAGAUAAGGCCAAGUUUCUGGGUGUCCUCCUGACGCUGAAGUGUGAGGUCGACAAGACGACCGGAGAGCCGCUGGACAGACUGACCUGGGAGGCCAUCAGGUUCUGCCGGGAUGCAGGCAGCAGGCAGGCGUCCACCGUGUCCGAGAUCUUGGAGCUGCGAGACCCCUUGGUCUACACGGCCAUCCAGAAAGGCAUAAAUGCCGUGAAUCAGUGUGCCAUCUCCGACGCGCAGAAGGUUCAGAAGUGGGUCAUCUUGGAGAAGGACUUUUCCAUCAGUGGUGGGGAGCUAGGUCCAACGACAAAGAUUAAAAGACAUUUCAUAAUCCAGAAAUACAAAAAGCAAAUCGACAACUUCUAUCAGUGA